UGUUGAAGAAGUUAACCCAAAAAGACAAGUCACGUACUUGUUUUAUGUCUCUCAUCGGUCUCUAACAAACUCACACUCGCACCUCCUCGCUCUCUCUCUCUCUCUCUAAGAUUUUCAGGACGGUUUCGAUGUUUUCAUGAGCAAUUGCUUGAAAGGUCGACUUAGGAGAUGUAUCUUUGAAAGGAGUGAUCCGAUCUAUAAUUGUGGGAUUUGAACCUGCAGAAUUAUAAGGAAAAUAAAUGGAGCUGGAAAGAAGUGAAAGGGAGAUGGUAGUAAGUCAAGUCAGUUUUGGUGGGUUUGACAGUCAUGUCACAGCGAACGAUCUUAUGCAAUACUUAGAAGAUGAAGUUGGAGCAGUUUAUAGGUGCAGACUGAAAACUUCUUGGACCCCUCCAGAGUCCUAUCCAAAUUUUGAGUUUAUUGACACUAAAGGCAUUGAGAGAUCAGAUGAUUACGAAAAGGUCAAGCCCCAUGCAUUUGUGCAUUUUGCCUCACCUGAAUCAGCAACUUGGGCUGUGGAUGCUGUGGGGCGUUGUGAUCUUUUUAUGGAGGAGAAACCAUUGAAGAUUAGUUUAGGUCCUCAAAAUCCGUACCGCUUGAAUCAGAGGAGGAGGACUACAACUCCUUAUAAGUUAUCUGAUGUGCUUGUCGAGAUUGGAACCUUGGUCAGCCGAGAUGAUUUUUUUGUUGCUUGGAGAGGACCUCCUUAUGGGGUUGACUUUCUGGUGGAUCCUUUUGAUGGGACAUGUAAGUUUUGUUUCACAAGAGAUACUGCUUUCUCUUUUAAAAGCACAAACAAGCACGUAGUUAUAAAGUGUGAUUUUAAGAUGGAGUUCUUGGUGAGAGACAUCACUGAGAUCAAACGGUAUACUGAUACAUCGUAUCUAGUAAUCCUUUUGCAGUUGACUUCGUCACCCUUGGUCUGGUAUAGAACAGCUGAUGAUGACAUUGAAGAAUCUGUUCCAUUUCAUUUGUUGGAUGAUGAUGAUCCUUGGAUCCGAACCACCGAUUUUACGCGUAGUGGUGCCCUUAGUCGGUGUAAUUCUUAUAGGGUUUCAAUCCCACCCCGCCAUGGUGGUAAGUUGAAAAGGGCCAUGGAUUAUCUUAAGGAACGAAGAGUGCAGGAGAGUUGCCUUAGAUGCCCGCUUAGGAUCCAGAAUGAACCUGAUUUUGGGCUGCUCAUGUCAGAUCAUUUCUUCUGUAUUCAUUACAAAGAAGAAAUAACUUUUGAGAUAAUGUUCUUGGUAAAUGCUGUCUUGCAUAAAGGCAUUUUCAAUCAGCACCAGUUGUCAGACAAUUUCUUCAAUUUACUGAGAAGCCACCCUAAUGAGGUUAACGUGGCUGCACUUAAGCACAUAUGUUCUUACAGACGCCCAGUGUUUGAUGCCUAUAAAAGGUUGAAAGUUGUCCAGGAUUGGUUGUUGAAGAGUCCUAAGCUUUUCAAGAGACCUAAACAGUUGGAUGAUAUUGUUGCAGUUAGGAGGUUGGUCAUAACACCAACAAAAGCAUAUUGUCUUCCACCAGAAGUUGAGCUUUCUAAUAGGGUUCUCAGGAAAUAUAAAGAUGUUGCUGAUCGGUUUUUGAGGGUUACAUUUAUGGAUGAAGGUAUGCAGACAAUCAAUUUCAAUGUUCUUACAUAUUUUGUUGCUCCUAUUGUAAAGGAAAUAACGUCAAAUUCUUACUCUCAGAGAACAAAAGUAUACCAAAGGGUAAGAACCAUCCUGUUUGAAGGGUUUCAUUUAUGUGGUCGGAAGUAUUAUUUUUUAGCCUUCUCAUCCAAUCAAUUUAGGGACCGUUCUGCCUGGUUUUUUGCCGAAGACAGGAACACAACUGUUGCUGACAUCAGAGAUUUUAUGGGGAAGUUUUCCCAAAAGAACGUUGCUAAGUGUGCUGCUAGAAUGGGUCUUUGCUUCUCCUCUACAUAUGCUACAGUGGAAGUUCCAUCAACAGAAGUUAAUCCUCAGCUUCCAGAGAUAGAGAAGGGACCGUACAAGUUCUCUGAUGGGAUUGGUAUGCUUACUCCUGAUCUUGCGAUGGAAGUUGCAGAGAAGCUGAAAUUGGACACAAACCCGCCAUGUGCUUAUCAGAUAAGGUAUGCUGGUUUUAAGGGUGUUGUGGCCUGUUGGCCAGCAAAAGGCGAUGGGAUCCGACUGUCUUUGAGGCCUAGUAUGGACAAGUUCCAGUCAAAACAUACUACUCUGGAAAUCUGUUCUUGGACAAGGUUUCAGCCUGGUUUCCUAAACAGGCAGAUUGUGACAUUGCUUUCAUGUUUGAAUGUUCGAGAUGAAAUAUUCUGGCAAAUGCAGGACUCUAUGCUUUCCAGACUAAACCAAAUGCUCGUGGACAAGGAUGUGGCAUUUGAUGUUCUGAUGGCAUCCUGUGCUGAGCAAGGAAAUGUGGCAGCAAUAAUGUUGAGUGCAGGAUUUGAGCCUCAAAGUGAACCUCAUUUACGAGGCAUGCUAACCUGUAUACGAGCUGGACAACAUUGGGGCCUUAGGGAGAAGACUAGGAUUUUUGUUCCUUCAGGAAGGUGGUUAAUGGGCUGCUUAGACGAGCUAGGGGUACUUGAACAAGGCCAGUGCUAUAUCCAAGUGUCUUCCCCAUCAUUGGAGAACUGUUUCUCAAAGCAUGGUUCCAGGUUUACUGAGAGGGGGAAAAAUCUUCAAGUAAUUAAAGGGCACGUAGUGAUAGCAAAAAAUCCUUGUCUUCACCCAGGAGAUAUAAGGAUUCUUGAAGCAGUUGAUGCCCCUGGUUUACACCAUUUAUAUGAUUGCCUUGUUUUCCCUCAAAAGGGUGAUAGGCCCCACACAGAUGAAGCAUCUGGAAGUGAUCUUGAUGGGGACCUCUACUUUGUAACAUGGGAUGAAAAUCUCAUUCCCCCUAGUAAGAAGAGCUGGCCGCCCAUGGAGUAUGCUCCUGCAGAAGCCAAACUUUUGACACGCACUGUCACUUCUAAGGAUAUAAUAGAAUUUUUUGCGAGAAACAUGGUGAAUGAGAACCUGGGGGUAAUCUGCAGUGCUCAUGUGGUUCAUGCUGACCGCAGUGACCAUGGGGCUUUGGAUGAGAACUGUAUCAAACUUGCGGAGUUAGCAGCUACAGCUGUUGAUUUUCCCAAGACUGGGCAGUUUGUCGUCAUGCCUUCACAUCUGAAACCGAAAUUGUACCCUGAUUUUAUGGGGAAAGAGGAUUACCAAUCUUACAAGUCGACUAAAAUUUUGGGAAGACUAUAUCGCCAGAUGAUGGAUGCUUAUGAUCAAGAUGUUGCUACAUCUGCAGAGCUAAAUUUUGUUCCUGCUAAUGUACCUUAUGAUACAGAUCUUGUGGUUCAAGGAUCUACUGAUUUCAUUAUGGAGGCGUGGGAUCAAAAGUGCUCUUAUGAUGGGCAGCUGAAUGGUCUACUAGGACAGUAUAAAGUGAGGAGGGAAGAAGAGAUUGUAACUGGGCACAUCUGGUCCAUGCCAAAGUACAACAGCAGGAAGCAAGGGGAGCUCAAGGAGAAGCUCAAGCAUUCUUACAGUGCUCUGAAGAAAGAAUUCAGGCAACUGUUUGAUAAGAUGGACACAGAUUUUGAGCGACUCACUGAUGAUGAGAAGAACAUGUUGUAUGAGCAGAAGGCAUCAGCAUGGUACCAGGUCACUUAUGAUCCACAGUGGGUGAAGAAAUCGCUGGAGUCGCGAGAGCCUGACGGUCCAGAGAAUGUAGUGAUGUUGAGCUUUCCCUGGAUUGUAGCUGAUUACCUUGCUCGGAUCAAGAUUAGGAGACGUGGAAUGGGAAAUGUCGACUCUGCCAAGCCAAUUAACUCUCUGGCCAGGUUCCUUGUUGAUCGAAUAUGAUUGGCACUUGAAGCUGUAUGGAGCUAUCUUUUGUUGCUGCUCUAAACUUUUUGGCUGCAAAGCCACUCUGCCAUUCUUAAAGAUAAGUUGUAUAUCCAUGUUAUAUAAGGUAUUCCCCUCUUCUUUUUUUGGCCCUAGUGAUAUUUCCUUUUGAACUUUACCUAAUGAGACUACAAGAAGUUGCUUGCUUUGUAAUCAAAUUGUUGAAGUGUUUUGUGCUUUAAUCGGAAUUGAAUUUUCUAGCA
Corylus avellana is the source of this 4078-nucleotide messenger RNA. It is a transcript of the gene RDR6, whose product is annotated as RNA-dependent RNA polymerase 6. Gene Ontology annotation, cellular component: nuclear RNA-directed RNA polymerase complex. Gene Ontology annotation, biological process: siRNA processing. Gene Ontology annotation, molecular function: RNA binding; RNA-directed RNA polymerase activity. The record is from RefSeq and is a predicted model, not a curated record. Lineage: Eukaryota; Viridiplantae; Streptophyta; Magnoliopsida; Fagales; Betulaceae.